Molecule: messenger RNA, 1020 nt
Organism: Diaporthe amygdali
Lineage: Eukaryota; Fungi; Ascomycota; Sordariomycetes; Diaporthales; Diaporthaceae
Exons: 3
Coding region: 1-1020 (339 amino acids)
Biological process (GO): transmembrane transport
Cellular component (GO): plasma membrane
Molecular function (GO): water channel activity
Source: RefSeq, a predicted model, not a curated record
AUGUCUGGAAAGAUGCCCAUCCCGAUUGCAUACCAACCAACCCGCUACACAGGCGACAUGGACGAUGCGCCUCUGAUCAUCCGAGAGCAAGCCGGCAUCGAGCCGGCUGACCUUGAACCGAAUGGGCCGACAGUUCACUACUUUGCCAGGAUGAAAGACACUGUGAGAGGUCACAUCAUCGCCAUGAUAUCUGAGUUCUUGGGGACCUUCAUGUUCCUCUUCUUCUCGUAUGCUGCUGCUCAGAUAGGCAACGAAAAGGUGGACUCGUUGCCGUUAUUCAAUGCACCAGCAGGGCCAAGUUUACUACAGAUAUCAUACAUCGCUGCCGUUUUCGGCCUUAGUCUCGGCGUGAACGUCUGGAUUUUCUACAGAGUGAGCGGUGGGAUGUUCAACCCGGCGGUUUCUAUCGCACUUUGGAUUGCUGGAGCCUUUGACUGGGUCCGCCUCGUGUGUGUGAUCCCCGUCCAGUUCCUAGGAGCAAUCACAGCAGCUGGAGUGGUGUCCGCCUUGUUACCUGGAAAACUGCAAGCAGAGAACUCGCUUUCAACAGGCGUAGAACCAGUUCAAGGCUUGUUCCUCGAAGUGAUUCUCACGGCAGAGCUCGUCAUGACUAUCAUCAUGCUCGCCGUCGAAAAAAGUCGCACCUCAUUUAUCGCACCUUUGGCCAUUGGCUUCGCGCUUUUCGUGGCGCAUCUUAUCGGUAUCAAUUACACUGGAACCUCCGUAAAUCCAGCUCGAACCUUGGGUCCCGCGGUCGUCAACAACAACUACGUGAGCGAGAUUUGGAUUUUCUUCGUCGGACCCAUUCUAGGAGCAGUAAUAGCAGCUGCCGUGUAUCACCUGCUGAAAGCAAUGGGGUACGAGACUGCCAACCCUGGGCAGGAUGACGACGGGCUGGGUUUCUACCGAAUCGUUCAUCAACCGACACGGCCGGCUAGGCCAAGGAGGCAGAGUUCAGACAACAUGUACAACACCUAUCUCCAGGACAUGACGUCGCCAAGGGCUAGGAUGAAGUUUUAG